AUGCUCCGAUUGGGCUUAGUUACGGUCCAGCUCCUUAGGGAGAAACAGAUAGAGUUAUCUGUCAUCACCGAACUCCCCACGUACGGAACCGAGAGAGACUCCAUGCGUCGGGGGCUUCUUCGCCCGCCUGAAGCUAUUGCAAUUGACCCAUCAAUGUAUGCAGCGGGAUCCAGCAAGCGAUUCAAAGGCCACCAAGUCCCUGACCACCCGCAGCCACUAAACAAGAAGCAACAAUGUAAAAAUAGAAAGACACACUCAACACUCACCACUCAAGCUCCCCGCACCAUCGUCACGCCCACCUCAGAACCGGAGAUAUCGUCGCCAGCGCGAGGAGCAUAG
Morchella sextelata is the source of this 339-nucleotide messenger RNA. RefSeq lists its product as uncharacterized. The transcript has a single exon. Lineage: Eukaryota; Fungi; Ascomycota; Pezizomycetes; Pezizales; Morchellaceae. Bases 1 to 339 code for a protein of 112 amino acids. The record is from RefSeq and is a predicted model, not a curated record.